GCACUACGCGCAACCCUGCAUGCACAUGUACACUGUAUAAUUGUAUUAUAACUGCAUACAGUGUUGAUGAAUUGAUCUUCACUGUGUAUUGACAUAAACACAAUGAUGUCACUGUUGAUGUUAGAAGACAACUAUUGAGCGCUUUGUAGUUAUGAUAACUGUAUUUGCGCGGAUGAUUCUCCAAGCUCUGUUCCUCUGUGCCUGCGUUCAGGUGAAGUCCAUGCAAAUCGGAAUUGGUCAUUUCCGAUGUGCUCAUAUCUAAAUUUCGGAAAAAGCAGCAUUUCGCUGAAAUUGGGUUUACCUUGGAAAUAUUUUCAAAAAGUACUAAAACGUAAUAUGUGUAUCGUUUGACCAUAUGGUGAAGCCUUAAUUGUGCAAAUCCUGACAGCGUGCUUUUCACGAACAUAUUGACAAGAGUGUUACUAACUGACCAACUAUUAAUCACAUUGAGGUAUACAACAAACAGCAUUAGGGAUUUUUCUCCAGUAUUAGAGGAGGUUACAGGUUAAAUACGGUGCGGAUUUACAUGUUCAAGAACCUCCGAGUGGCCUUGAACGACGUAAACCACAGCGCGUGAUACUUGUUGUAAAAAUGUAUAUAGCGUGUUGAUUCCUGCGGUCGGCUGGCACACACGGCAAUGCUGUAGAACCAGACGCUGGAGAAAGGGUUCCCGUGCUUGGUAUCUGAUACAAAGAAACACUAAUGCUGAAGUCAAUGCCACCUGGUGCUAGUUACCUGCUGAAAACCAUGCCGGUUGAUCUGUCGGCAUAUUUGCUAUCCUCCAGUCCGCCAGCUUCAAGCUUUGAGUUCCUGAACUCGGCCUUUGCUCUAAGAGGAGAUUCAUGGAAUCGGGGGUGUGGUUUUGCAUCCAAAACUGAAGACUUCACAAAAUGUGAAGAUCCGUCUACUGAUCGUAAUGAAUUUGCUGAAAGUAAAGAGCCUCUCAAACCAAUUAUUAACCAUUACAACAGUUUUUGUAGUGAACAGGAGGAUGAGCCAGAUGUGUGCGACUCAUGUAGUUCCUCAAGGUCAGAGUCUCCAUCACCAGGAAAGACGAAGAAAAAGGUCUCGUUUGCCGACCAUAAAGGACUUGCUUUAGCUACAGUGAAAAUCAUGACGGAGCCCUCACAUAUGCCACCUCGUUUGCGACCGGAAAUUAUCUCGUCCCUCACACAGGGGGCAACGGCAGGUGUGACGGAACAACCCCCGCUGGUUCUACAGUUUCAGCAGCCAGCAUCGGACUACCUUGCAUUCAGAGCUCGAUUAGAGCACAACAGAUUGUCUCUGGAAAAUGUGAUCCUAAGGGAUUACACUGUUCUUGGGACUGUAAAAGUGAAAAACAUUUCGUUUGAAAAGAAUGUGUUUGUGAGGUGCACAUUUGACUCCUGGGAAACGUCUGAAGAUAUUGUUGCAACUUACGUGCCUAAUUCUUCCAAACAAAGUGGCAACAUUUUCGAUACUUUUUCUUUUGAAAUUGAAGUACCUACCAAUUUUGAUAGGAGUAAAAGCAUUCAGUUUGCUGUGUGUUUUGAUGCGAAACACCAGCAGUUUUGGGAUAGUAAUGAUGGUAUCAAUUAUGGAAUAGUAUCUGCAAACUUUGAGAGUUUAGAUGAUAGCUCUAUUCCUCGUCGUAACCAGCAAAAAGGUGAUAUUUUACAGAAUGUUGUCGCCUGGACUAAGUUUGCCUGUUGGAACAGAGUCGACACAACUGUGCCAUACUGGUGAAUAGUUUUACCAUCCCAGUUGGUAAGGAAAUAAAGGAAAUGUGAUAAAGAACAACCAAAUAUGCACAUGCUUUACACAUGUGAUGGUUGCUUGAUCGUAUGUGCAAUGUUCCGCGUCACAGUGCACACUUACCUAUAUAUGUAUUUAUGUAGGUGGUGGUUGGAAACAGAAUGUUGGUGCAUCCUCAUAUUGGUUUAUGUUGAUUGUACAAGGUUGACCAUGCUAGAAACAUGAAGGUUAGGGUCAGGUCCUGUAUAAGUACAUACUUAAACCUGCACUAUACUUUUUCUAUAGACAUUGUUACUACUUUAGCGAUUAUUCGUGAAUUUUGAAGCAAAAUCAUACAUAUAUAGCAUGCAUGCAUGCCUUGAAUCCAGAGUACAUGUGAUUUCCAUCACGAAAGUGAGCAAUAAAGAUAUUUUGUAGUGUACACAUGUCUGUAGGUGUUUAUAAAGGGAAAUUAUUUCUCCUUUAUUAAAUGGAUAAAAAGAAAAACCAAAUGUACUUUUUUGUAUUGAAUUUCAUUGAUUUAAGAUCAUCCAAACUCGUUAAAUGCUAUCACACUCCCUGAAUGUUAUGCACAAAUAUUUUGAAUUUUUAUUCAUUACAUAGUGCUAAAUAUAGAAAUGACAAUGCUCGAUUUUGGCUCCCCUUGCAGCCAUGCUGUGCUUUGUACAUUUAAAUUUGUUGACUUGAUUGAUGGCAUUGACUGAUACUAUUGAUCUAAAAUUUAAAAAAAGCCUUCUUGAAAUAAUAGUUUUUUGACUAAUCAAGUUCUCUAUACAUUUAUCCAACAGGAUAAACAACACAAAAUACAGAAAUGUAUUUCACUGCGACAGAGGCACUGCGACUGAUUUAUUAAACAAAUCAUUUUCAUACACAACAAUGCGUGUUAUGGACAUAAAGCAUGAAUGCACCUACAAAAAAAAGGAUUGCAUUAAAUUAUAGAUUUAUCAUAAACUUUGUCUGUUUCAGAUUAAUCCCCAUAUCACUGAUUACCAAUAUAUGUAUAUCAGAUAUAAAAUUAAUCUAAUUGUAAAUUCUAUUUCUGCCAAAACUCGCUCCCAAUAUUUUAAUUAUGUAAAAAUUAACUUUCGCGUCUACCUGCCGCUACCCGUGUCGGCUGAAUGACAUGUACACGUACAGGUAACACGCGGUUGGGAUUUGCACGUGCAAAUCACAGAUCAUCACGCCACCUAUUGGCACUGCAUAACACAAGAAAAUAAUUUCACCCUAACUCCUACCUGUCAAACGGUUGAAAUUAUAUAUAUUGGGUCAAUUUUGGCGUGGUCGAAGGGAGGUAACUCUGAAAGAGGCAUUGUAAAUAUCAAAAAUAGAUGUAUUAAAGUUAUAAUCAGAAGAAAGAAUGUAUUAUGUUAUUUCAAAUUAACACAGAACAUGUACCUGUCAUAUGUUUUAGGUAUAGCAGCACAAGGUGCAUUUGUGUAAUAUUAUUGUGAUUUGAAAAUGAAAUCAGGAUUGGUUGAUUAAUAGGGUCAGUAUCAAGGUAUCUCCAUUUUCUCAAGGAGAGUUUGUUGAUAAUUUGUUCAUGUGAAUUAAAAUGGCAUUUGACAUUGUAGUUAUUGAUAUAUAAGGUUGUGAUAUACAAUAAUGUAACUUUUCUUUCACUUGUGCCAUAUAUAUGUACAUGUAUGUACACUGGUCCAUUUCUCACCUUUAUUAUGUACAUAUACAUUGUACAAUUUAUUAUUGAUUGGUACAUGUAUACAAUACAUGGGAAGUACAAACCCUCCUCAGCUCAGAUGGGUCUUUUUUUGUCAUGUAAUCUAAAGGAAUGAUCAUAUUGGUUAAGAUUGGACACUAAAAACAGGAAUGCUUAGUUGAACUCGAAUUUGUUGAUUAAGACAAUAUAGUUAUAAUAGUUUCCCUGAUGAAAUACUCUACACUUUCUGUAUUAUAAUGCCAUUGAUGCAGAUGAUCUCUUCAUGUUUUGCAGUAUUAAUAAAAAAUAUAAUUCAAAUACAUACACGACUCAAAGCUCUUUUACCUUUAAAUUAGUGAGCUCACAGGUUAGAGUUCAGAGAAAGACAUCUACACCUGAUGAAGAUUAUUUUGUAACGUGCACGAAUGCUGCAUAUAUGCAUUACAUAAUACAAAAGAGCACACACACAGGUUUGUAGACAAUGUACUUGAUUUAAAAAGUAAACCAAAUCAAUAGAGAGAUUGAUUCUUGCUCUAGUCAUGUGACGCUGCUUUUGUCUCUAGUAUUUUAGGAUUCAUUUCAUUAUGAUUUACUGGAAAAAAACCUAUAUCAUACGCCAGCACAGGAUGCAUAUUAGAAUGAUCAUGUGAGGAUAAUAAAGCAUGCUUUAAUCAUGUGUUACUACUAUUACAACUGGAAGUAACCAGGAAUCUCCGUAGAUGUGUGGAAUUUGAAUUUAAUGUGCGAAAUUUGAAUAUUUUUAACUUUGUGUGGUCUAUAUAAUUUUGUACAAAUACAAGAAUAUGCAUGGAAAUUGUACCAUGUGAGUUGUAAUUAUUGUAUUCAUCUUUUGGUUUUCGUUAUUGUAUAAAUUGUUUUAAACACAUUUAUAUUAAAUUGUUUAAAACACAUUUAAAAAAUUGAACAGAAAAAUUACUUGUUUUUUCCUAUAUUCUAAUAUGCUUGUAUUUUGUAUUUUACAAGCUGAAUUGUACAUUUUCAUAAGUACUUGUAUAAUUACCUUAUAUAUACAUCUAUAUUUAUGUGAUAUACCGAUACUGUAGGCUGUGGUGUGUGGAGCACUAACUCACCAAGCUACAAUCUUUACUUCUCAUUUAUACCAUUAGAUCUUUGAUUAAAUAUAUGCCAAAGUCAUUGUGAUAUUGGGGGGGGUGGAGGGGGUGCUGUUUACAUGUAUAAAGACGUACUUUAAAGAAACUUAUCAAUGUUUCGUUUCACCUUUACUUAGGGUCCUGAUCAGAUCACAGACAAUUUGUUAGCUGUGAUAAAAUGUUUUUCCUACAAAUUAUAAUAUAUGUAAAAAGUGAGCGACUGAUCACUCUAAUGUUGCAUUGUUAUUGGUUUAGUAGCAGGUGUGUGAAGUCGGACAGCUGGCCAGACAGUGACUGGAUGUUCACUGCACUGACCAGACUGUUAGAGGCCUUGAACGGACAUGUCGAUUGCAGAGAUAUAGGAUACCCAAUUUUUAACGAAUGAGAGUGACAGCAGGUGAUGUGCUAUGUAAUAGUGAGAUGUUCAACAGAGAGUGUGAGAAUGGUCGGACAGAGGUCUUCUGUCAUCAUUGUUACAGGUAUGCAUCGCCAUAAAAGAGUGUUCAUUAAAAAGUGAAACUGAA
Molecule: messenger RNA, 5024 nt
Organism: Mizuhopecten yessoensis (Yesso scallop)
Lineage: Eukaryota; Metazoa; Mollusca; Bivalvia; Pectinida; Pectinidae
Product: protein phosphatase 1 regulatory subunit 3B-like
Exons: 2
Coding region: 703-1725 (340 amino acids)
Biological process (GO): regulation of glycogen biosynthetic process
Cellular component (GO): protein phosphatase type 1 complex
Molecular function (GO): glycogen binding; protein phosphatase 1 binding
Source: RefSeq, a predicted model, not a curated record